GAGCGGAGCUAUAUCCGAGCGACAGGCGAGUGAGCCAAUGCUGGUCGGCCUUUAGGCGCGGCAGCCAAUCAAGGUCCGGGGGCGCGGAGAGGGCCGGGAGGCAAGGUACUCCGGCUCCUGGGGAUCCCCCGAGGCUGCUCAUCUCAGCCCCACCCCCUCCGUGGUCGGGGCCCAGCCCACCCCAGCUCAGGUUGUCAGCCGGCGCAGGCUAAUACUAGCUGAUUCCUGCUCGCUCGCAAGGCGGACCUUACUUGAGUCCGACCUGUCGCCCCCUACGCCCGGGCCUGGGUGUUCCCCGCGCCCACGCCUCCUGCCCGUCGCUACCACCCUUAGCUUCUCAGACUGAGCUCGGCGCCCCGGAGAGGAUUAAGUCUGCCCCUUCUGCAGCACGGCUAAGACUCAUCCCCACCCCGCUUUACCCAAGACCCACAGAAGCUGUGUGAUCUCCCAUCCUCUGCUUCCAAAAUAGGAGGGAAAUAGGUGUUUCAAAAACUGAGAAAGGCAGGGGUCUCCUGGUAAGAAUUUGGCUGUGCCAGUGGUCGUCACCGUGGUGGGAACGACAGCCUUGGACACUCCUAGCAUCAGAAAUCAGUGGGCAAGUUGACUGAGCACUGGCUGUCUCCCAGCAUCAGCAUGAACUCCAGGGUCCCAGCUACUCAGAGCUGGUUCAGCAGCCACCCGCCCACCACUGAGCCUGACUUGGAGCCUGCCACCGAAGGCUCUACCACAGAGACCGCCACCCUCAGCCCCGAAACCACAAGCUUCAAUGACACCAGAAUGCCUGAUAUGGCAGGCGGUACAGCUGGUGUGGGUACCAUGCUUCUGUCUUUUGGGAUCAUCACAGUGAUUGGUCUGGCUGUGGCCAUGGUGAGAGCCGGGGCAAGCUGGAGAAGGUUUUAUACAUCAGGAAGAAGAAGAGGCUGGAGAAGUUACGCCACCAGCUCAUGCCUAUGUACAACUUUGACCCCACGGAGGAGCAAGACGAACUGGAGCAGGAACUACUGGAGCACGGACGAGAUGCAGCCUCCCUGCAGGCUGCUGCCUCCCUGCAGGCCACACAGGGCAAGAGCACUCUCCCUUCCCAGGGCCCACUGCAGAGGCCCAGUAGGCUGGUGUUUACCGACGUAGCCAAUGCCAUCCACGCGUGAGAGGCCCGAGAACAAGCCUGGACCUCUUACAAAAGACAACUGCCACGGUGCCGGCAGCGCUGCCCACUUCCUGACUGUCAAGACCUAUUCUCAGGACCAGAGCCAUCACCACCACUGAAGCCGGAAAGGGCUGCGACAGACCCCAGCUGUGCUGAGACCCCGCCCACUGACUCUCAAGCUCUCGGAGAGAGUCCUGACCAGGCUAGUCAUCUGGCCACUGACUUCUGAACCCAUGGCUCUGGCACAGAAGGCAGCCUUUAUGCAGGAAGACAAGAGCCACUGCCGGUUUCCUGGUCUCUGGUAUCCCUUGCAUCAAGGUCUGCUUCUCUGAUGGGGCGGAAGAGCACAAGCUUGAAGGGGAGUGACUUUUUUUUUUUUAAGCUGUAGCCUUUUCUAGGGUAGAGAGAGAGGCAAACAGCCAGAUGACUGGGACAGGGCAGGGCACUUUUUUUGUUUAUUUGUUUUGUUUUGUUUUGUUUUGUGGGUGUGGGGAGGGGAGGAAGAGUUCAUUUUAUUUUACUUUCGAGACAGGGUCUUGGCUAGCCUGGAAGUUGUAGACCAGGCUGGCCUCCGACUCAUAGAGAUCUACCUGCGUCUACCUCUUUGAGUGCUGGGAUUAGAGGCAUGUGCCUCCACAUGCAGCUAGAGCAACACCAUUUAUAAGUCCAAGAGGCCCAGGGAGAGAGCCGGAAAUGCCCAGUAGAUGGCCCGGGAAGAUAUUACGGUGAAUGGGUAAGCAUGAGGCCUCCCAGAGGUCUCUGCCACAUCCCUGGCAGCCAAGGUAGCUGCUGAGGAAGAUGAAAUUGGGAGACUGGGUAUGGAAAGAUGCAACUCCCCGAGAUGUGGGGAGUGGCCGCACACAGACAGGUACCUGUUUCAUCAUGAGAGUGAGACAGAGGCUCUCUGCAUUGGCUCCACCUUGCAAGCUAAUUCCCACCCAAUGAUAGGGAGGGGAGCAUUAGCACAGGCUGCCUCCUCUCCGUCAAUGCUCAGGGCUACACCACGGAAGCGAGGAACUACGCUGGGUUCCUCUGUUCACCAUGUUUCUUCAGCAGGCUCCAAAAGCUGGGCACACCUGCUUCCGGAAAUGGCUCCCUUCCUAUAAGGGCUUCUGGGAGAUGCUGCUGGCCUAAAGGUGGUCACAGGCCAGAAGCUUGUAGGAAAACUAUGGUUACCCGAAAGGGAGUGUCCUUUGAGGAAAAGCCCCAAGGAAGUGAGUCUGAUUUUAGCUUUUCUCUUCCACUGUAUCUGCAGGAAGGGCCACUCAGAGUUCAUGGAAUAUAGAAUAGAGUCUCUGUGUUGGCCUUCCCUCGAAGUCUUGAAGGUGCAGGACUGACACCAGGGGCAUCUGGGCAGAGUAGACCACAAAGACAGGGCGUUUUUUUCUACACUAGGACAAAGGAACUCUGAGCAUGCACGGAGUCGUGUCCCCAACUUCACUGUCAUCCCCUGGUUAGAGGGGAUGUGGGGGUGGACAUGUGCUUUGGGCAGAUAUCACAUGUCAGGAGGUGAGGGGCUAGGAGGAUCCCUCAGGGAAGGUUCUGGUUUUAUUCCUGCCUCUGGCUGCUAUAAAUAUGUUCGCACUCCAGCAACUGGAAAGCUGUGAGUAAUUUAGGAUGCACAAAGCUGUAAUUUAACUCCAGCAUCUCACUGUGCGAGAGCAUUAAAGAUGUAAUUAAGAUGUUUACACAAAGAGAAUGGAGUCUGUGACACUUGGGGUACAAAACCCCAGGAAGGGACACAAUGGGUGAGGUGAGGAUCUGUGGGAGGCCUGGGGACAGUCGUUUGGAUCCAGGCUAUGAGAUGGCAGGCAGCCCAGCUGUUUCUCCUUGGAAAUGCUUUGGCCUGGGGCCCUCGUGCUUUGACAUGGAGAAGGGGCUGGCAAUGGCUGCAAUACCUGGGGGUGGGGAGGUCAAGUGGAUAGAAUCUUUGGAGAUCAGAUUAGGAAGAGGGCUCGAUCCCCAAAGAUCAUGGGGUGACAUGUGUUGUCUCAGGGUCCACUGGAGCUAUGUCUGAAACACAAACGUAAAAUGGUCUCCAUAGAGCACCAAGUACAUGGAAUGGAAGGGAGAGUCAAUAAAGUUAUGUGCACCAUCCAA
This is a messenger RNA of Rattus norvegicus (Norway rat), 3247 nucleotides long. It is a transcript of the gene C8h3orf18, whose product is annotated as similar to human chromosome 3 open reading frame 18. NCBI's taxonomy places the organism in Eukaryota, Metazoa, Chordata, Mammalia, Rodentia, Muridae. The record is from RefSeq and is a predicted model, not a curated record.